GCGUAACCGGAGCGGCCUCGCGCCGACCGCGCGCACCUGGAGGGGGGUCCGCGCCUCCCGCACUGCCGCUCCGCCCCGCCUCACCUCACCCUGCGGCGCGGAGUUCCGAGCGCGGCGGUAUGGCCUCGGGCAAAGCGGAGGGGGAGCGGCGCUGGGAGCUGGUGCGCUGGUACGUGAGGGAGGGCCGGUUCCGCAUCGAGGAGAGGACGCUGACGGCCUUCCAGUGGCUCUACUCCCCCCAGCAGCACCGCAUCGUCAGCCGCGCCGACCUGGGCUCACCCAGCAGGAUUGACAAGACGAUGCUGGCCAGCCUGAAGAUGAAGAAGCAGGAGCUGCUGAGCAGCGCAGAUGUGACCCUCCCGGAGCGGCCGCUGUCCCCUCCACUCACCGCCCCCCCCACCAUGAAGUCUGCAGAAUUCUUUGAGAUGUUGGAGAAGAUGCAGGCCCCAAAACUUGAAGAUCAGAAAGCUGGAAGCCAAAAACAUAAGGAGGACUACAUCCCAUACCCCAGCAUUGAUGAGAUCCUGGAGAAGGGCAGCCCCUACCCACUGGUCAUCCUGCCCCAGUUUGGGGGGUACUGGAUUGAGGACCCAGAGAACCUCGGCACACCCACCUCAUCCGACAGCAGUGUCUGCGAGGAGGAGGAGGAGAACUUCAGCCCCAGCCCCUACGGGUACAAGCUGGAGUGCAAAGGAGAGGCCAGAGCCUACAGGAAGCACUUUCUGGGGAAGGACCACUUAAACUUUUACUGCACGGCCAGCAGUCUGGGAAACUUGAUCCUGUCCAUUAAGUGUGAGGAGGUGGAUGGCACCGAAUAUUUAAGGAUUAUACUCAGGUCCAAAGUGAAGACAUUGCAUGAAAGGAUUCCUCUGGCAGGAUUUAGCAAGCUGCCCAGCAUCCCACAGAUCGCAAAGGCCUUCUGUGAUGAUGCCUCUGGACUGAAGUUUAAUCCAGUUCUGUAUCCCAAGGCCUCCCAGAUGAUAGUGGCUUACGAUGAGCACGAGGUCAACAACACGUUCAAGUUUGGUGUCAUCUACCAGAAGUUCAGGCAGACCCAGGAGGAAGAGCUGUUUGGCAACAACGAGGAGAGCGCUGCCUUCAGGAACUUCUUAAAUUUGCUGGGAGACACCAUAACGCUGCAGGACUUCAAAGGUUUCCGAGGAGGCCUGGAUGUCAGCCAUGGGCAGACGGGGGUUGAGUCCGUGUACACCGUGUUCCGGGACAGGGAGAUCAUGUUCCACGUCUCCACCAAGCUGCCUUUCACGGAAGGGGACACCCAGCAGUUGCAGAGGAAGAGACACAUUGGCAAUGACAUUGUGGCAAUUAUCUUUCAAGAAGAGAACACGCCGUUCGUCCCAGACAUGAUUGCCUCCAAUUUCUUGCACGCCUACAUUGUGGUGCAGGUGGAGAACCCCGAUGCAGACACCACAUCCUACAAGGUCUCUGUCACGGCUCGGGAAGACGUCCCUUCCUUCGGCCCACCAUUGCCAAGCCCGCCAGUGUUUCAGAAGAGCCCCGAGUUCCGGGAGUUCCUGCUCACCAAGCUCAUCAACGCCGAGAACGCCUGCUGCAAGUCAGACAAGUUUGCAAAGCUGGAGGACCGGACGCGUGCCGCCCUGCUGGACAACCUCCAUGAUGAGCUCCAUGGGCACACACAGACCAUGCUGGGGCUGGGGCCCGAGGAGGACAAGCUGGAGAACGGAGGGCACGGGGGCUUCCUGGAGUCUUUCAAGAGAGCCAUCCGCGUGCGCAGCCACUCCAUGGAGACGAUGGUGGGCAGCCAGAGGAAGCAGCAUGGCGGCGGCAUCCCGGGCAGUCUGAGUGGGGGCAUCGCACACAACAGCGGCGAGGUGACCAAGACCACCUUCUCGCCCCCGGUCUCAGCAGCCACAGCCAAGAACCAGUCGAGGAGUCCCAUCAAGCGCCGCUCAGGGCUGUUCCCACGCCUGCACACGGGGUUGGAGAGCCAGGUGGACAGCAGAGCGCGAUGUGAUAGUAUUUCUGGACCACAGAAGACACCAGAUGUUGGACAUUCAUCCCAGGAGAUGAAAUCUGAGACCUCAUCCAAUCCCAGCUCCCCUGAAAUAUGUCCCAACAAAGACAGGCCCUUCGUCAAGCUGAAGGAGAAUGGCCGGUCCAACAUCUCACGUUCCUCCUCGAGCACCAGCAGCUUCAGCAGCACGGCGGGGGAGAGUGAGACACUGGAGGAGUACGACAGCGUGGGCAGCCAGCCAUCCACCGCAUCGCCCUUCAAGCAGGACGUGUUCAUCUACAGCGCAUCACCUGGCAGUGAUAGCCCGAGUGUGGGGGCUGCGGCCACCCCGGUCAUCAUGAGCCGGAGCCCCACAGAUAUAAAGAACAGAAACUCCCCGAGGUCAAACCUGAAGUUCCGCUUCGAUAAGCUCAGCCACGGCAGCUCCAGCACGAGAAUUUUUGUUUCAACCAAGGGAAAACUUCACCGCCCCGUGGGAACGCACACACCUCACACGCCAGCACGGUGCCCUCUCCGCUGCAGCCGACCCUGUGCCCUCUGGAGGACGUCACCUCCCUCCCGGCCCCAGCAGUCCCAGCCCUCCCCGUGCGCCCCUGUCUCCCCCACGGCCCCAGCAGGCUGCGGGCGGGGAGCUGGGCGGGCACCGGAGAGGUUUGGAGUGUCCCUCCGGCGCUUGCACCAUCCGCGCACACGCUCCUGUGGGUAUUGUUCCUAUUGGCAGGCACAGGCGGGUCUGGUUCUCCGGUUUUGGAGCUGGCGUGGCGGUGGUGUGGGACUGGGGCUCGUGCACUGGCCCUGCUGACCACACCCCCAGCUCUUGGGCUGCGAAACACCUGUGGCCGUGCAGCCUCGUGCCCCCCCCGGGUGCUGGCACAGGUGGCAGCGGGGCCAUCUGCCCUCUCUGCGUGGCCUCAGCGCUUCUUCCCUGCCCGGCACUCCAGCGUGGGCCCGGGACAGACAGACCGAAGCCAAAGCUGCGGUGUAACCGAAUCCCAAACCGGUGCUCGGAGCGCACUGAGCCUCCGGGCUCUGCCUCGUCCCGGGGCUGCUCCACCCGCCGGUGGCUGGGAUGGCAUUGGGCUGCUCCACCCUUUGCAGCGUCAGCCCCCGCCUCUGCACGCGCUUUGGAAGAGGGCGGUUACGGCUCUGCAAGGUGACCUCCUCGUACCGCCCUGCAGAAGAUGCCUCUGACCACGCAGAAAUGCCUCUGCCCUUAGGGAGCUUUGCCCAAGGUUCGCUGAAGUCUGUCCACUAUGUUCAGGGUGGUCACGGAUUUCCCCGGUCCACUUUUUAAACGCUGCAGAGGUGCAGCAUUGCGUCUCGUCACAAUCCGUCACCUCUGCAAAAAUAACCGCCAGAAGCGAUGUCGUUCAUUUCAAAUGGAAACCGUUUUUUGAGUGCGUGAUUCCCAACGACACACAGCUGGGAGUGCCAAAGCCGUCAGCACGCGGCUGCAGCCGCCCGGGGGGCGCGCGGAGCGCUGCCCCCGCCCCCAAAACGGCCGGGCGGUGCUGCGCGGUGCUGCUCGCGCCGUACCCCCUCGCGUGCGCCCGCCUGAAGGGAGGGCUGCGGUCCGGUGGGAGAGGGAUCCGGUUAACGAAGGAAUCGCGUCGCGGAGAACGCGAAGGACUCCCGACGGGCGCUGGGCGCUCCCUCCCGCGGUCCGUGAGUUGCGUUUAAAUCGCGUUUAAAUCUCGAGCUGCUCUUUGUCGGAGGCGGUUCCCCUCGCUUUGCUGCGCUCCGGCGGCACCGAACCCCCGCCCUUCCGCGGAGCGCUGCGCUGCGGGGCGGCCGUGUGCCCGGGGCGGCUUUCCCGAGGAGCUGUGUGGUUCUGUGGGUGUCGUUGUUUGCGCGCGUAUUGAUCUCCGUGAGAUCUUUCAGCAGAAGAUGCAGUGGUUGCUCUCGUCCGGGCUUUUGUUUUCGGGUCGUUGUUUUGUUUCUGUUAUUACUUGAAGCUGUGAGGUUCCUUCUGACCCGGAGCGGUUUGCUGUUGUCGAAGAGCUCUGGGAGGGCUGCGGCCCCGGGGCUGAAGCGAUGCGUGGGCCGUCGCGGGCCGCGGUGACGCCCCGCCGCUCUGCCCGGGAUGACCGUGCGGGUCCCGGCCGCGCGCUGCCGGAGCGCGGAGGGGUUGUGUGCUCCAGCGGUAGGUGAGGGCGUUCCUGCGUAUAUAUUGCAAAACGUUUUGUGCUUCUACGUGACACACGCACACAUGUACACACCUAUAUACAAAUGGAAGUGCUUUUUUUUUCUGGGUAAAAAGGGACCGUCCUAAGCACAGACUCAGUUUCUUUCCAGAGUUUUGGGCUCUUUGGCGACGGCAGAUGCGGGGCCGGGAUGUUUCCCUGGCAUCGGCGGGUGCGGUAGCCCCGAUGGAGGACGCGACCCCGGGGCUCCUCAGCUGCCGCUGCUGCAGGGGCAGUCGGUGCCGGGGGUGCCGCGUGGCCCCGAUCCCCGCAGGGCGCAUUGCACUGCCUGGGCUGUGUGCGGCUGGGAUGCGCUCCUCUCGGAACCUUAGAGCAUGCUUCAUUGUUUGAAUGAAUGUAGCACUGUGUGUAUCCUGUAAAGGAAAAUGCUGAAUUUAUAUCAUUAGAACGUGAAGAGAGUUUAUAGAGUGAAAAAAAAAAAUCUUGAAAAAAUGUAUCUGACAGAAGUUUAUUUUUUAUGUGGAGAGGCGGUACUUCGUAGUUCCUGGUGGCCUAUGUCUGUUGUAAAUAGUGUACAUUUAAUUUAUUGCUAUGGUAGCAGAUUGUAUUUGUUAUGUAUAAAACUAAAGGUUCACAAAUGUAUAUUUUGUUGCUUAAAUGUGUCUUUGCAAAAUUCACAAUAAAUAACAUAUUUUGUGUCCAUA
This is a messenger RNA of Gallus gallus (chicken), 4841 nucleotides long. It is a transcript of the gene RAP1GAP2, whose product is annotated as RAP1 GTPase activating protein 2. The transcript has 25 exons. Gene Ontology annotation, cellular component: plasma membrane; cytoplasm. The record is from RefSeq and is a predicted model, not a curated record. Lineage: Eukaryota; Metazoa; Chordata; Aves; Galliformes; Phasianidae. Gene Ontology annotation, molecular function: GTPase activator activity. Gene Ontology annotation, biological process: activation of GTPase activity; regulation of small GTPase mediated signal transduction. The coding region runs from base 120 to 2795 and encodes 891 amino acids.